Molecule: messenger RNA, 3079 nt
Organism: Linum trigynum
Lineage: Eukaryota; Viridiplantae; Streptophyta; Magnoliopsida; Malpighiales; Linaceae
Source: the annotation of a GenBank genome assembly
CCCACUCCUAUUUGCCCUGAUUUUCUGCCAAUCGAGUUCCCUCUUGUAUCAGUCAAAUAGGAAGUUGGGAAGAAGAAGAAGACUACAUUCUGAUUUCUGGAACCUAGUAACCUACCAUCAUUUGUCCCUUCAAAUGUUCCCUCUGGAAAAGGUUGACUCUCCGCCUACUAAAAAAGGUGAGUCAAGAACAUAAACAAUUGGGUCACUUAAUUUGGGGUUACCUGGCCAAUCGGUCACUAAACUUUUUUAUUUUUAUUUUAUGUAUGACAAAGUUGUUUCUCAAGUGAUUGUCUAACACAUGUUGACGCGAUGGAAGCGAUGCAUUCAAUGGCGGAGGCUCUUCUGGAGGAAAGGUUGUACCUUUUUAUGUGUUUUCUCGUUUCGUUCAUGUUAUUUUGCUCUUCUUAACUUUUCACAAAGUUGUGGUCAGUCUACCGACAAAAUAGACUCUUUGAAUAGAUAAUUCGUUUGUCUUCGAAAUAUCGUUUUAUGUUGUUCAACGUGUUGUAAAUUGUUCUUCUCCUUCUUCUUGGCUUAUAUAUGGAAGAGUGUAAUAAAGUUUUACACAACUUUGGAGCUACUAACCUAUUAUAGUCGUUAGUUCAUAUUUGUUAGGUUUCAUAUUCAAAAUCUUCAUAUUGUUUUUUUUGUCCAAUUCAAUCAAAUUAGUGACGGAAGAAAGUGAUACAUCUUAAUCAACUAGCGUGAACAGUCUAUUUUAAGUCAUACUUGAUCCAAAUCAAACCUAUUACCUAAACCUAUUAUAACUCGAGCGGCUCAGAAUCAACCACUCAAUUCAUUUAUUUCUCCCCCUAGUUCAUAGCUAAUUAGGGUAUCGAUAAGAUCUUUCCAUAUUACUGAUUUUAGUGAACCAAUAAGCUUAUAUGGGCAAUUCACACGAAAAAAAUCUUACAAAGAUUAGUGAAUUAAUUGAUUGGAGUAGUCAGAUUUCGAUGACAAAUGUGUAAGAAGCAAAACUUAACGACUGAUUUAUUAACGCUUACGAAAUUUAACCACUUUUAAUCAAAUUACCCAAAAAAUGGGGGUAAAAAUCAAACAACAAAAAUUCAUCUUGACCAUAAGGACCACCUUUAUGUAUGUACCCUCAUUAGCACAUCACAACAACCAUUGGAAUCAUCUCAAGGUUGUCAACUCGCGGGUCGACCCACUUUGACCCUGACCCGGUGAGAAAAACGGGCAUACGCACCCACCGGGCCGACCGCUACAAGGUACCGGGUUGGAGGUCAAAUUAUGUCAUUUUUUUCUUUAGUUUGCGAAAUGCGCCUAUUUUCCGAUUUUUCUUUUCGCCUAACUCAAUCUUUGGAAUCCUAAAUUGGACAUUUGAAUAUUUAUUUUAUAUAAGUGUGUGUGAAUUUUCACUAUAUGUUGGAUCUAAGUAUGAUAUGUUAUUUUGGUGUAAUAUUAUAUGUUAUAAGGCAUAUGCUAGAUAAGAUUUGAUAUAAUUUAUGAGGAUAAGUACAAUAUAAUGACUUUUUCUACAUUUCCGGGCCAAACCGGACUAAAACGGUUGACCCAUUAACCCUUGACCCACUAGCUCGACCGGGUCCGGGUCAACCCGCGGGUUGACAACCUUGAAUCAUCUCCAAGACCUUUCCCUCUCUUCUCCAAUCUCACCCCUUCUUCUCACCCUUUUCGGCUUUUCCUCCCCUUAUUAUAUAACUCUCUAAACCUCUCUCCACCUGAAGAAGAAACAAUCAAUCCACCUUCUCCUUCCUCUCAUUCAUUCAUUCUUCAAACACUCUUACAAGCUAAGAGUGUAAAAGUUCACGGUACACAUCCAUGGAAACAGAGCGUCGGCGCCAUGUGAUGACCAAUGUGAACAACGCCGCCGCAUUACCCCCGACGUCGCCGGUUUCAUCCACCACGUUCGUCCAAGCCGACGCGGCCACGUUCCGGGACCUCGUCCAGAAGCUCACCGGACUAUCUCCCGACUCCGAGAUCCGGCUUCCGGUCACUCUGCCUUCCAGAAUCCACGCUCCAAAACAGGGCAACAACAACAACAACAGCGUAAAUCAUUCACCGCUCAAUUCGCCCCGCCGGUCGCCGUACAAGCUCCAGGAGCGUCGCCACACGAUCAGGAAGCUGGAGAUCAAGCUGGGCCGAGCGUCUCUACGGAACAAUGGCACGAGCCCCUGUUCCUCCCCCUGCUUUGUGGAGUCUCCGAUCCGCAGCCCCGUCACGCCGCUGAUGGGAUCGCCGUUCUUUUCCAGCACCGAGACGUCGCCUUGCUCGGAGGAGGAGAGGGCCAUCGCGGAGAAGAGGUUUUAUCUCCAUCCGUUGUCUCCGUUGAGCACGCCGCGGGGAGGGAGCGAGCCGCGGGAGCUGCUUCCCCUGUUUCCUCUGAGUUCUCCGACCGCGCUGAGGAUUUGAAUUGUAUUGAAAUCGGAGAGGUGUAGGAGAGAAUUAAUCAAAUUGGGUUUGCAGAGAUUGAUUCAAUGUGUGGUAUAAUUGAUCCGGCGACCGGGAGGGUCGCUAAUUCUUAAGGCCGGCGGAAUAUUUGUCUGGCCGGCCGGCCGGUUGGCACGGAGAGGGCAAAUGAAAAGAAAGGGUAAAUGCCUGAUUCUAUUUUGUGAAUCUUGUUCGUCUGAUUAGUUCCAAUAUUGGGCCUAAUGCAAUAAACUGGCAAAAUUGCAAUCAAUUAUGAGAGAAAAUAGCUCAUGACGAGUCGGAUUAAGUGGGAUAAAUCAAAAUUAUCAUCUUAAAAUAACGAGGGAAAAAGAUCUAACAUCUCCUUUUAUCAAAUGACUUGGCAAGCAAAGUGCAUAAAUGUUACAAUAUAAAAUUUGGGUAAAUCCCACUAAAUCAUGUCAUGUUUAGUCACUAGAAAAAAUUAAUAUCAAUUUUGGUCAAUCGACUUACUGAAACAUGUCACAUUUAGUCACUCUCUCGUUAGUUUUUGUCCAACUCCAUUAAUGGAGUUGGACGGAGGCUAACGGAGAGUGACUAAAUGUGACAUGUUUCAGUAAUUCAAGUGACAUUUAUAAAUAAAAAGAAGUAAUUCGAGUGACCGGAGUUGGACGGAGGCUAAUGGGAGAGUGACUAAAUGUGACCUGUUUUA